UCUCAGUUAAUCUCUAUUUUUGGCAGAGUUACAACGUGGAGUUUCUUUUGUGAUCUCAAUAUAUCAAAUCACUCGACUUCUGAUCAGGCAAAACUUUUCUGUUUGUUAAUUUUUAAAAUAAAGUCCAUCAAUAUUUUAGUAAUAGUUAAAUAUAAGUGAGAGAAUUGUUACAAACGUCAAAUGAUUUAAUCAAAGGUCAACUAACCUCACAACGAUCUUUUGAUUUAGAUUCUGGUAGCAUAAAAAUUAUUAAAAUGAUAUUACGAUUGCUUCUCAUCAUUACUGUGACAUUUGCUCUGUUUAAUAAUGCUAUGCCAUCAAAAAUUUUAUUUACCGUCGCAUUUGCAGGGAACAGUCAUUGGCUCAUGUUUCAACCUCUUAUCAAUGAACUAUUAAGUCGAGGGCAUGAGGUGACUGUUAUCACACAUUUUGAAUUGAAGACUGACUCUAAAAAUUAUCGUCAAGUUCUGAUUAGACCAAAAUGGGAUUGGGAUGCAAUAUUCAACAUGACAAUACCAUUUGAAGUUGGUGGAACAUAUGAAAGUCCUUUUUUCAAAGUCAAAUCAUUGUGGGACUACGGAAUUGCAACAACGAAACAUGCAUUGGACUCACCCGUUGUGAAGAAUUUCAUAGAAAAUGACGUAACAAAAUUUGAUCUCGUGAUUAGUGAACAAUUUCAGCAAGAGGCUUUUAACAUGUUUGCACAUAAAUAUAACUGUCCAUUGAUAGUUAUUGGAACUUUAGAUUAUGCUGACUUUAUGGAUCAUGCGAAAGGUGCGUUGACUUCUUGGAGUCACGUCCCACAUGCCUUAAGCUACUUUUCUGAUCGUAUGACGUUCGUUCAACGAGUGGAAAACACAAUUCUUUCACUUUAUGAUGCUAUUGGACACAAAAACGUGAAACUUUUCAUUGGACAUGGCGGGAUUUUCGGUACACAAGAAGCUAUUUAUCAUGCAGUUCCGUUAAUAAUUUUCCCAUUCUUCGGUGAUCAACAUUUAAAUGGUUUCAAAAUUCAAGAAGCUGGAAUGGGUUUGCUCGACUCAAUGAGCACCAUCACAACAGAUUCUUUAACAAGAAUCAUCAAUAAAGUUCUUAAUAAUGAAAGUUUUGCUCAAAAUAUUAAGAAAGCUUCGGAAAUUUUCCGUACAAAUCAAAAUGAACCACUUGACACUGCAAUAUGGUGGAUCGAAUACGUCAUCAAGUUUAAAGGCGCUGCACAUUUACAAUCACCAGCUAAGAAUCUUCCUUGGUAUCGAUAUUUACAAUUAGACAUCGUUUUCAUCGUAUUUGGUGCUAUUUACAUUAUUUAUGAUUUGAUCACAAUGAUUAAGUGGCUUCUGCUCAUCACAAUAGCAGCAUCAUCAAUUUCUGCUUCUAAUAUUCUUGUGUUGUCACCAAUGUCAAUAGUCAGUCAUUGGUUGUAUCUUGAAGAAAUUAUUAAAGAUCUUUUAAUACGAGGUCACAAAGUGACUGCAGUGACUUCAUACCUUGCAAAGAAGAAACAUGAAAAUUAUACUACAAUUAAUAUUCCCUCAUUGAAUUUAGAGCUACAGCAUUUCGGAUCAAAAAAUGUGUAUGCUGGAAUUUACUCUGGUGAAUCUUCUUACUUUUCAUUUUAUCAAAAAAUGGGAUUGCUGGUCACGGAGAAUCUUUUAAAAAAUCCAAAAGUUGGCGAGUUAAUAUUAUCAAAAGAUCAACAAUUUGAUUUAGUUAUUGUUGAACAAAUCUAUGUCGAAGCUUUUUACUUAUUCGCUCAUAAAUUCAAUUGUUCUUUAUUAACAAUUGCAUUACAAGGACAUUCAACUGUGAUAGAUCGCACAAUGGGAUUGUUUACACCGCUAUCACAUGUUCCACAUCAUGCUCUAACUCACGUUGAUUCUAAGAUGACUUUCGGUCAACGAGCUUACAAUGCAUACAUCUCGACUUAUGAAUCCUUCAUCAGAAGAUUUAGUUACAUUCCAAAACAAAACAAAAUUGCAAAAAAAUAUUUCAGUGAAGGUGUUGAAGGGGAACUUCCACAUGUUGCAACAAUGGAGAAGAAAAUUGCUUUGACUUUGGUCAAUUCUCAUAGCAGCAUUGAAAAUCCAAGACCAACAAUGCCUUCACAAGUUAAUAUCGGUGGUGCACAUAUAAGAAGGAUCUUAGCUCUACCAGCAGAUGUCAACGAAUUUCUUAAAACUGCUGAGAACGGAUUUAUUUUCUUUUCAUUUGGCACUUUUCUUAAAACAGACGCAAUUCCAAAUGAAAUUUAUACAGAAAUUAUUGAAGCAUUCAAAGCUUUACCUUAUAAAGUUUUAAUGAAGCUCAGCGUUGAUCCCCCAGCUGAUCUUCCACCAAAUAUUAUGGCACGUCGAUGGUUCCCUCAAAGUGAUUUAUUUGGACAUCCCAAAAUGCUUCUCUUUAUUUCACAUGGUGGAUGGCUUGGAGUGCAAGAAGCUUUGCAUCGUGGAGUUCCAAUGCUUUUCAUUCCAUUCUUAAAUGACCAACAUCGAAAUGCUGCCCGUGCUGUUAAAGAAGGCUAUGGAUCUGUUUUGCAAUUUGAUGAUAUUACUAAUGAAAGUCUCGUCAAGGAGAUUUUAAAAGUUACAGCUCCAGAAUAUAAGGCUAAAGCUUUGGAAAUGUCGAAAAUAUUCAAAGACAGUUUGAAUCAACCGAUGCAAGAAGUGACAUUUUGGAUUGAAUAUGUAAUCAGAAACAACGGUGCGCAACAUCUCAAAUCAACAUCAGUUGAUCUUUGCUGGAGCAAAUACUCUAUGAUUGAUGUUGGAUUUUUCUAUUUCUCAAUGUUCGCCCUUAGCUUCUUAUGUUCAUUUAUGAUCAUUAAAUUCUCUAUAACAAAAUAUCGCGGAAGAGAACAAAGAGGAAAAUUCAAAUAUUAUUAAAAUGCAAUCAACAUUCCUUGUUACAUUUCCUAUCUUACUUGAGUAUUUUGAAUAAAGGAAAUAAAGAAAAUUCAUUA
Molecule: messenger RNA, 2959 nt
Organism: Clunio marinus
Lineage: Eukaryota; Metazoa; Arthropoda; Insecta; Diptera; Chironomidae
Source: the annotation of a GenBank genome assembly